AACCCAACAUGAGGCACCGCAGCACCAGAACCACAAGCCAAAACGCAGAGCACCGCACAAGCCACAGACGAAGACAAGUCUCAAGAGAAAGAUAGAAUGGCGGCCAUCUCCUCCACCUCCUACUUCUCGCAGCCGCAUCUGCCGGCGUCCAGCGCCGCCGCUACAACCAGCAUCAGCAAAGGCCGGCAGCCGCGGAGGCAUCGGACGGGCAGCUGCGUCAUGCUCGAGGCGGCCUCCGGUGGUGGCGCGGUGGGGAGGAGGACGAGGAGCCUCACGGAGGAGGACCUGGAGGAGCUCAAGGGCUGCCUCGACCUCGGCUUCGGCUUCUCUUACCACGAGAUCCCGGACCUCUGCGGGACGCUCCCUGGGCUGGAGCUCUGCUACUCCAUGACGCGGAGGUUCCUCGACGAGCAGAGGACUCUGGUCGGGCAGCUGGAGCCGGCCGCGGUGGCGGCGCCGCCCAUCCCGGACUGGAAGAUCUCCGGCCCUGGUGAUGAUCCAGACCAGGUGAAAGCUCGGCUCAAGUACUGGGCACAGACAGUGGCAUGCACAGUCAAACUCUGCAGCUAGACAGCUAGUGGAGGUCCCGGCAAGGGAGUCUGCCGAUUCAUCCCAUGACAUGCAUGUAGCUAUGAUGGGCUGAAGUUAAGGUGCCUGAAGCUGAAAAAAAUCUGCUUACAUGGCUGAGACAUGUUGUGCGAACACUGAGGAGACGCUUCUGAUGCGUGCCGUCGGGAUCACAUAACGGAUUGGUGCUCUUCAAUAGCUUCAGAGAGGGAGACGACUUAUGAUACAACGGAGGAGUAAGAAAUCUCGACGCGAUAUGUCGUCGGAGCUUUUCUGAAAGCAUCAGAAGCUUGCCGUUCUCAUUCAUCAUGGGUGUUCUAAGUUGUACGCAAUUCUAGAGAUCUGCUAGUGAUUCUACUCUUCCCUGUAAAAUGAUGACUAGGCUCUCCACUUGGGUAGUGCUACGUCGGGUUGAGCUUUAAAACCCGUCGUUAGAUUUGCUCUUUGCUCUCAUGCUCCUUCAAACUUUGAUUUGCUUUCAACCAGUAGACAUUGUAUAAGACUUCGAUGAACAUAUUUGUUGACCGUGUUGUACUGCACUGCGAAGGUGUGGAAACAGUUUAUUCUAAAACAAAUUUCUUUGUCCAGCUUA
Triticum urartu is the source of this 1159-nucleotide messenger RNA. RefSeq lists its product as uncharacterized. The record is from RefSeq and is a predicted model, not a curated record. Lineage: Eukaryota; Viridiplantae; Streptophyta; Magnoliopsida; Poales; Poaceae.